GAAAAAGCGUCAGCGCGUGAGGGCGCGGGAGGCGCUGGCGCUGGUGCUGGGUGGAGGACCCGGCGGUCGGGCCGCGUGGGCUCACACGAGGUAGUUCGCGGCGUCCGGCCGCGCAAGCGCGUUCAAGAUGUCGUACAUGCUUCCGCAUCUGCACAAUGGCUGGCAGGUAGACCAGGCCAUUCUUUCGGAGGAGGACCGCGUGGUCGUCAUUCGCUUCGGACACGACUGGGACCCCACUUGCAUGAAGAUGGACGAGGUUCUGUACAGCAUUGCCGAAAAGGUUAAAAAUUUUGCAGUUAUUUAUCUUGUGGAUAUUACAGAAGUACCUGACUUCAACAAGAUGUAUGAGCUCUAUGACCCAUGCACGGUCAUGUUCUUCUUCAGAAACAAACACAUCAUGAUUGAUUUGGGCACUGGUAACAAUAACAAGAUCAACUGGGCCAUGGAAGACAAGCAGGAAAUGGUUGACAUCAUAGAGACCGUGUACCGUGGCGCCCGCAAAGGCCGAGGCCUGGUGGUGUCGCCCAAGGACUAUUCCACAAAGUACAGAUACUGAGCACUGACUCAGGCUGUGCACAGGACACUGGGAGCCUCUUCUGGCUAGACAGACUCUGCUCUCAUAGCCUCGGGAAAGGGCCUGCAGCAGAACAUGGCCUUAGGGCUGGAGGAGCCUUGAGAUGAGUUACAGGGGCCUUAACUACCUGAAGCAAAUAAACGUGAAGGAACAGUAGGAA
Rattus norvegicus (Norway rat) is the source of this 734-nucleotide messenger RNA. RefSeq names its product thioredoxin-like 4A (gene Txnl4a). Gene Ontology annotation, biological process: mRNA splicing, via spliceosome. Lineage: Eukaryota; Metazoa; Chordata; Mammalia; Rodentia; Muridae. Gene Ontology annotation, cellular component: cytoplasm; U4/U6 x U5 tri-snRNP complex; nucleus. Gene Ontology annotation, molecular function: protein-N-terminal amino-acid acetyltransferase activity; acetyltransferase activity; N-acetyltransferase activity. The record is from RefSeq and is marked validated. The transcript is spliced from 4 exons. The coding region runs from base 128 to 556 and encodes 142 amino acids.